AACUCAAAUGGCUGUACUUAGUGACUACAGACAUCAUUAAGUUGCUAGAAAAUACGCACAUUUUACGAGGAAGGAACCAAAACAAUAUUUUGGCAACAUUUAGGCAUUCUGUGAAAUUCUGGACAUUUGAUACUGAUGGCAAAUCCGGAAUGCUCCACGAAUAUUAUACACAUCCUCUUUGCUAAGAAAUUUCAGAGGCUGAUAAAUACAUCUUAACAUUCAGCUAGAGGGAUUUCAGAUACAAUAUAAAACACUUGAGAGAAUAGCCCGAAAAAUACAAAGGUGUGAUGGUUGCAGGUUCCAGUUCAGAUCCCCAGGCCACGCGAAGUAGGAGUGGCUCAAAUGGGUUAUGAUAGAGUAUCAGUUAUCCACACGCGCGCCUUUCUCAACAUCCUCACUCCCCAGCCUGGAAUACGAGAAGGUGAGCUCACAAAGCUGUGAUACAAAGCUACACGCAGCGUUAGAGGGAGACUCAGAACAUUUUGUUGGGACCAGAAGCAUGACUAUUCUGCGUAAAAUGGAACAAGUGAAAAUAUUGAGAGUGAAAUGUAAGAAAUAUGCUGUACUCACUGUCACCAGUGUCUUACUUCUGUUGGUAGUGGUAUACACAAGUACUUGGUGGCCCAUGCGGGAACUCAGAAGAAGCAGACAGUUCCUGAACACUCCAAAAAGCUUCCACAUUUCGAACAAUAUCAACAUUCAGUCUCCAUACGUACCAAGGAGAACGGAUGUUAAUGUUUUGACAACAUGGCUAGCUCCAGUGAUCUGGGAAGGCACCUAUGACUAUGAAAUCUUAAAUGAACAGUUCAAAAAAGGCAAUCAUUCAAUUGGACUCAUAAUCUUUGCGAUAAAGAAGUACACAAGGUUCCUUAAGGAUUUUCUUGCAACCGCUGAACUUUACUUCAUGCAGGGACACCGGGUCCAUUACUAUAUCUUCACUGACAGACCACAAGACAUUCCUAAUAUUGCUCUUAAAGAAAAUCGGUUUCUUCAUGUUAUAAGAUCAAAGCCUUACAAACGUUGGCAGGAUAUUUUGUUUCAGAGAAUGAAGAACAUCGAAACUCAGACAGCAAAACAAUUUUAUAAAGAGGUUGAUUACCUGGUUUCUACAGAUAUUGAUAUGAAAUUUAAUGAUCAUGUAGGAGUAGAAGUUCUGGGGAACCUGGCUGCUACAAUUCAUCUAGGUUUUUAUGGUAAACAUCGUACUAUUUUUUCAUAUGAACGAAGACAAAUCUCAGAAGCCUACAUUCCAUGGAAUGAGGGUGAUUUUUACUACUCUUCAGCAUUCUAUGCUGGAACAGUGAAAGAAAUAUAUCUGCUAGCCAAAGUCUGUGCUGAAGGCAUUGAAAAAGAUAAGAAAAAAGGUAUUGAGGCAAUAUGGCAUGAAGAAAGCCACUUCAACAAAUACUUAUUGUACCAUAAACCUACCAAAGUGCUUUCACCUGAGUACACUUGGGACAACAACUUUGGAACUCCAUCAUACUUGAAAAAGAAACGCUUUAUUGCUGUACCAAAGAACCAUAAUGAAAUCAGAAAUUAGAGUGCAUUAUUUAGCCAAACUUCAAACAGUAAUGACAAAAUCAUUUAUAGGCUCAUGAUCAAUAUGAAGAAUAGUCUGGCCAAUGGGCAAAAGUAAAAAUGACUUAAUACAACAAUCGCUUCAGAUUCUUAAAAAUCAGCUGCAUCAUUUCUAAUUAAGAAAUACUUUAAAGCUAAACUAAUUGAAUCUUGCACAGCAAUAUAAAAAUCAAAAAUAGCAAGGCCCUGAGACCUGAUUAUUUCCCUUUGGAAUUAUUUAAGAAAUUUGUUGCUAUGUUAUCUAAAAUUCUCUUAUGAAUUUUAAACAGUGUAUGUGCCCAUAGGUGUUAAGAUUUCUAUAUUAGCCAAAGACUAGCCUCAUACAAGGACCAAAUUCAGAUUUUCCUAACUCAUUAAAUUAUAGAUGUAUUACCAACAUAAAGCCUAGAUAUCAAGCUCUAUGCCAGUGUAUUAGCAAACUGUUUGAAAAAUAUAAUUUCACAUAUUUAAUUGAAAGUUAUUGUUGCAUGUUAUUUUUGACAUGCCAAUCAGGUUUCAUGCAACCAUGACAAACUAUAACCAGAUGACUUCCUUUAGGAUUCUGUAAGAAGCUUGUUGUUAUGUUUUAUUUAUUUUAACAUUUGUUUACCGAGAAAGUCCUACUGGGACAGAGCCCAUUUUCAAGGGAGGACCGGGGAGAAAUGCUGCAAGCACAUGUCUUUGUAAUGUGGGACAAAACCAGAGCACCCCGAGGAAACCCACAUGAACUCAGGGAGGACAUGCAUAUUCCACAAAGAAGGCAAACCAGCCGAGAAUUGAACUGGAAAACCUUUUGCUGUGAGGUGACAACACUAACCACUGCACUACUACACCACUCAUCUCAAGAUGUUACUUAAAAAAUGUUCAUAAAUUUUAGGAAGAGUAAUAAUUCAUGAGCUUUCAGAAAUGUAUAUUAACAAGGGACCAGCCUAAUACAAAGACCAAAUUCAGAUCCUCCUGAUCCAUCAAAUUAUAGACUUAUUCCUCACUUAAACCAAGAUAAUCUCUGUGCCACUGUAUUAGUAAACUGUUUGAAAAUUAUUAUUUCUCAUCAGUUUCUUUUAAACAUGUUACAUAUUAUUUUGGCAUUUCAGUCUAGUUUCAUACAGUAAUGGCAAAUCAGUCACCAAACUAUAACACUUGAAACAUUACAGAUAUUUAAAAAAUGAAGGGCCAAAAUAAGAUAUCUCAUAGGAUUAACUACUCUUUUCUCCUUAAGACUGUCUAAAUUUGAUUUUCCUGGAUAUUUUGUCAAAUGCAUUAAAAGCUUUUAUAAAUAUUCCUCUUCUCAAAUCUCCAUAAACAACAUCAGUUUGUCUAAAGUAAUUCCCUUUGCAUAUAGUAACAGGUAAGGUUGUCCCUUACUCCAAUUUUAAUAUAUAUAGAGCCAUUAUUAUUAAAUAAAACGUAUCUUCAAAGAGCUCAAAUUUUCAUUUUUUGGUAUUUGCUGCUGCUGGUGCAAAAUGCAACUGCUUAUCUUUUACAUCCUUCAUUAGACAUUCCUUAAAUACACAAAGCUAUACAAAUGUUUUCAAUAUUUC
Messenger RNA from Protopterus annectens (West African lungfish), 3098 nucleotides. Its product is annotated as histo-blood group ABO system transferase-like. Gene Ontology annotation, cellular component: membrane; Golgi apparatus; vesicle. Gene Ontology annotation, molecular function: hexosyltransferase activity. NCBI's taxonomy places the organism in Eukaryota, Metazoa, Chordata, Ceratodontiformes, Protopteridae. Gene Ontology annotation, biological process: carbohydrate metabolic process. The coding region runs from base 350 to 1540 and encodes 396 amino acids. The transcript is spliced from 6 exons. The record is from RefSeq and is a predicted model, not a curated record.